Ostreococcus tauri is the source of this 234-nucleotide messenger RNA. Its product is annotated as Protein of unknown function DUF1138. Bases 1 to 234 code for a protein of 77 amino acids. The record is from RefSeq and is a predicted model, not a curated record. NCBI's taxonomy places the organism in Eukaryota, Viridiplantae, Chlorophyta, Mamiellophyceae, Mamiellales, Bathycoccaceae. The transcript is spliced from 2 exons.
AUGGCGACGAGCGCGAGCGCUGGACAGGUCCUCGGAAGCGUCGCCGCGAUGUGCGCCGCCGGUGGGGCGAUGUACUACGCCAUCAACGUCGCGCGCGUGUUCGGAGGAGAGACGCCGAGCACGAUAAACAAGGAGUGGGCGCAAGCGACGGCGGCGCGAGCGAAGUCGUGGCCGAGGGAGGGGAGCGAGACGCCGAUCGCGCUGGACCCGAUGUCGGGGGCGCGCCGCGCGUGA